GACCAAGUGCCCAAGAAUAUAAACUCUUUCUGACCUCCUCAACGUUGUGGUAGCGAUAUGAGGGGGACCAGUCCAUGAGAAACCCUGAUAGAAAGUGCACAGAACGCAUUAAUGUUGACUAGAUUCAAGCGGCGAUCAUCCUAAUCUUUCUCGAGCAUGGACGGCCGAGCUUGUAUAAUAAGAGGACCGAGAAAUGAUGACGUGGAGCUGCUGCCCACACAGACCCAGCGGCGCGGUCGCGUAUUGUCUAUUGGGAUGUAAAGCCGCGGUGAACGUCUUUCCCUGGUCCGAGUGUAACGAGAAUCCAGCUUGUACGUAUUUGUACGUGCCGCCUCAUGAGCCCCUCAUCCCUGACACAGUCGAUCAUUUGAUCUAAGUCGUGCCGUAACAACAUUCCACGAUGUCGCAGCUCGCUGGCUUGUACGGACCAAAUAAUCCUCCGCCACCUCUACCAGGUGCGCCGUCUCAAGGUGAUUGUGGGCCAUAUGGGAUUCCUCUAGCCGCACGUUCUACACCACAUCUGGCGCCUCCGACGUUCGACAGAACAUGUCAACGACAGCUCUCGUCCGUACAAGUGCAAACACCGCUUCAACAUAAUUCGCCUCCCGUGGUAGAGGAUUAUAGGUAUUUCCGGCCGCCCCUCAAGUCGAACGAGAGAACCCGACAAGACCAUCGGCAAGGUCGAGCGUCUGUCCAAUCCCGUGUCCAGAAGUAUACCGAUGACAUCUAUGACCGCGGUCGCAGUCGCAGUCGUUCACCAACGCGUACAGACGACCGAGGCAACGAGCAGUGGCGGGAGCGAUCACUUGCCCGUAAGUCCAAGGUUCAGAACCAGGAAGGGCUACACCAUCAGGUUCAGAAUACACAGCCCGUGAGGCACACCGCAGUGCGUACGUCUGAUAACGCCUACGAUCGGUCGCAGGGUUCAUGGCCCCGCCAACAGUCCGUCAAGGGAGAUACUGAACAUGACAAACAUGCCACGAAAACGCAACAUAUCCGGUCGAACACAGCUCUGGAAGAUCUGCCACACCUACCUAAGUCGGCUCCUGGGACUGGUAAACGCAAUCGUAGCUACAACGCGCGUGCCAAGCGACGAGCGUUGAAGCAACAGGCUGCAUUAGGGGACACACAGAGACAAUGGUCACCUGUUCGAGAUGGGGCUAGUCCAAAGACCUUUGCGGAUUCUCAUCAUCGAAAAGCCAGUGGCCAACGCCAGUCUCAGAUGGACGGGAGAGAGUCGAUGCAUCACGAUGGUCAGCCCGGGUGGGAUCGAUUUGUGCGUCCAGAGUUCCACGAAUAUGCUGGAGCUGCUGUUGCAUCAGAACCAUCUUACGUCGAUGUCGAGGACGAGAUCGACUGGGACGACGAAGACUUGUAUAUAGAGCCGCCUGCUCGAGACAGUACCUCAAGCCACCAAUAUGCAAAGAUGGCUGAGCAUGUAGUAUCUCGACAACAGAAAUUUAGCCUGGAUCACACAAGGGGUGUGUCCGCGAAGCAAAGAACGAGCCCUGUCCCCUCGUCGGGCAGCUUUGCAGCGUGGCGCAAAGAAAGAGGAGGGACACAUGACUCUACUAUGCCGCAGGGAGUUCCUCAAUUUGAGCAACGCGCGUCCGCCGCGAAGUUGAGACAAGAUUAUAAGCGUGGCCAGGAUCAACGAUUCGAUGAUCCGAACUUUAUUCGCGUCGCAGACAAUGCACGAACACAACAACGUCAACAUCCAGUUCAACACAAAGCCCGAACUGAACCUCAACUCCAGCAUGCUGCACACAACCCAUCAAUAACACGGAAGGAGCUUGAGACACCCGCGCCCCCGACAGCAUAUAACCUCCGAGGUUACGAAGCGCUCGUCUUGUCGCGCUCUGAUACUCAGCGAUUCAAGCACGGCAACGGAAAGGUUACACCCCGCCACUACGGUUCAUCUGGAAACCGCGACCUCGGUCUUUGCUUUGCGACUUUCUGCACCAAAUUUGCGUGUGAACUGGGUGUGAAAUGUCCGUGGCGUCACCACCCGCUUACAAAAGCCGAGAAGGAGUGGAUCGUGACGAUCGGCGGAAAACGAGAAGAGGAAUUUCUGGAUAACGUGGACAGAUGGUGGGCGUUACCAGACGUGCCCGUGCCCGGGGCGUGUAUGCAUGGCAAGAGGAAAUAGGAUGACAACGUGGCCAUCCAUAAGAGACCGAAGAAAGCAUGGCGUGAAGAAUGCGGCCACCAAACAUCC
Molecule: messenger RNA, 2218 nt
Organism: Dothidotthia symphoricarpi CBS 119687
Lineage: Eukaryota; Fungi; Ascomycota; Dothideomycetes; Pleosporales; Dothidotthiaceae
Exons: 1
Coding region: 401-2149 (582 amino acids)
Source: RefSeq, a predicted model, not a curated record